Messenger RNA from Solanum stenotomum, 1509 nucleotides. Its product is annotated as thioredoxin-like 1-1, chloroplastic. Bases 249 to 1154 code for a protein of 301 amino acids. Gene Ontology annotation, biological process: cell redox homeostasis. The transcript has 4 exons. The record is from RefSeq and is a predicted model, not a curated record. Lineage: Eukaryota; Viridiplantae; Streptophyta; Magnoliopsida; Solanales; Solanaceae.
AUAAUAUUCCCAAAUUUGAUCCACCUGUCGCUUUGUCUCUCGCCUUUUUCCCCUUUACGUCAAUCUUGAAAUUUCCAUUAACAAGAUAAACUAAGAACAGAAGAAAGAAAAGGAGAAUAACCCUUUUUCAGAUUUCCAGUUUCUUCAUCAGGGUCGAUUGCAAAUUUUGUGUCUCUUUUGGGUUUUUUUUUUAUUUUUUAUGUUGAGGUGUUUGUUUGAGAAUUUGAGAUAAUUUCAAAAGGAAAGCCAUGACGAAAUUGAUGAGCAAAGGUUUUAUGUUUCCUUCGUCUUCUGAUUGUGGUGAAAUUUAUCAUCAUCGUCGUCUUAAUCUACCUGGGAUCUGUUCUUUUCCCAAUAAAUCGGUCAAUCUUUCUUGUCUUCCUUCGUUGAACCUUUCAUCUUCUUGUUUGCCAAGAACCGAUUUUUAUGGUCGUAGAUUGGUUAUAAAUGAAGGCGUAUCCAAGUUCAACCGAAGAAAUUCCCAAGUUGUUGAUAUCACUGCUCAGAUGAGUAUUGGAAUCAGGAAAGCACAGAAAUGGUGGGAGAAAGGGGUUCAACCUAACAUGAAAGAGGUGAACAGUGCACAAGAACUUGUUGACUCUCUUUUGAGUGCAGGGGACAAAUUAGUUGUUGUUGAUUUCUUUUCCCCUGGCUGUGGAGGUUGUAAAGCUCUUCACCCCAAGUUGUGUCAGCUGGCAGAGAUGAAUCCAGAUGUGCAUUUUUUACAGGUGAACUAUGAGGAACACAAGUCGAUGUGUUACUCUCUUAAUGUACAUGUUCUCCCAUUUUUCCGUUUCUAUAGAGGAGCUGAAGGCCGUGUUUGCAGCUUUAGCUGUACCAAUGCCACGAUCAAAAAAUUCAAAGAUGCACUGGCGAAGUAUGGUACAGAUCGUUGCACCCUUGGGCCGCCUAAAGGGCUGGAGGAGAAAGAGCUACUAGCACUGGCAGCUAACAAGGAUCUCUCCUUUAAUUACACUCCAAAAACAGAAGAAGCACCCGUCCUUGUUACCUCACAAAAGGAAGUUCAGGAUACAACUCCUCCAAAUAUAGAGUCCCCUCUACCACUUCCUCUUCCUCUCCCCAUUACGUCAACUAGCUCACAGACUGCCAAACGGGAUACAGAGAAAGAAGCAUAUGCUACUUCUGGUAGAUGAUUUUAAAAUUUGUGGUAAAUGAUGUUGAAGAGGUUAUAUCUGUACAGCUAUAUAUAUUAUGCUUUGUUGUGUUAUAAGACGAUUGCAGUCUGGAGGAACUUAAAUAUUAGUAUAGGGAAAUGUGAAAUAUUUACUGGCUACUGCUGGGUAUAAUCUGGUCUUGUACAUAUUUAAUGUGGAAGCUCUGGUAUAUAUGUGAAGCCUGAGCGAUAGCGAGAGUCCACUCUUCCCUUUUACUUGGCUUCUCCUUUUUUAAUUGGAGUAAGUCGAAAUGGUUCUCUGAUAUUAGUAAGAUGUUUGUACUGGUUUUUGAUCUCUUUGUUAUUGAGUAAUGAUAAUAUGAUUGUCUUUUUUA